GGAUAUUUUGGCCCAGGACUUCUAACCUUUGACCCUUUGUUAAACUGGCUAAGCCAUGCACAGGGUUGGAAUUUGGAUUCUUGGCUGACCUUAUCCCAACACUACAGCACUGACUGUCAUCAGCAAGUACAUGUACAUUCAUACGUGUACAUGUAAGCACACUAUGACUGGAUUGCCUACAUGUGCCUGCAAGACUGUAAAUAUUGAGAGUAAACCACCACGUACACAUGAGCUAGGAUCCACACCAAGCAAAUGUACAGCCUCACUACAGCUUUCUAAUAAUGAGCCAUGGGCCGGAUUCUGAGAUUUUUGGUGGGUGGUGUCAUUUGUCUCUGUCUGCAAGGGCUUGCUAGCGCUGCUCUUCCCCCCUGUGUCAAAGUCGAUGACUGCUCUUGUAAAACAAUAACUGAUAGUGGGGAACAAGCUAUUAACAUCCGGAGGUUGGGCAGCCAGGAUGAAGCUGAAGCUCCGAGGUUUGGCUUUAAGCAGUAUAAUCCAGCUGAGCCCUGGGAGUAUGCUUACAAUCCAUGCUACCCUUGGUCAGAUGGGACAACCAACUGUAAAGAUGUCGUGGUUUGCCAAAGAUCAGUCUAUCAUCCUGACCAAACCUUUGGUCUUGGGGAUGCCAGCGCAAACUGGACAGAUGAUGGAACACACUAUUACAUUGUUCAUACCCACACCACAAGGACGACUUAUAUUAAGUUGCGCUGUGACGCAAGUGCCAAAACACCAAAGUUUGAUUACUACAAAGAUCAGUCGAGUGAAUAUACUUUCACGCUUACAACAGAGUGUGCCUGUCCAGGGACUUGUCACUCCCUUCCACCCACUGCACCUCCACCUACAGGAAGCAUGCCCUCUACCCUUAGCAUUGGCUCAAUCCUGUGUGUUGUAGCGUCUGUGUUGUUACUUGUCUAUGCGGUUGGUGGUGUGCUCUUCAUGAAGUGUGUCCGUCAUGCUGAGGGGAUGGAGGUUGUACCCAAUAUAGAUAUUUGGACCAGUCUGUUCCGCAACAUCAGAGAUGGAUGUGUCUUCGUCUUCUCUUGUGGGAAGAGAUCUGGUUACGGUGCAUCAUAUACCAGAGCGGUUGAGCAAGAUCCCAAUAACAGUAACACCUUGUAAUGAUUUCCCAAGCUGUUCUAAUGAUGUGCUUUCACUUUAGCUGUAGAAUGUGUUGACUAUUAAAAGUUCAAAAUGUGCA
This is a messenger RNA of Acanthaster planci (crown-of-thorns starfish), 1198 nucleotides long. RefSeq lists its product as uncharacterized. Lineage: Eukaryota; Metazoa; Echinodermata; Asteroidea; Valvatida; Acanthasteridae. The record is from RefSeq and is a predicted model, not a curated record. Gene Ontology annotation, cellular component: trans-Golgi network.